GUAUAAUAUUCCGCCGUGACGUUAGUCUUUCCGGGCGCCUGUUUCCUCCUCUUUCGUGUCGGCCAUUACCCCGAGUAGUAGGUUGCAGUGUGACAUCAAGGUUACAAUAUGCAGAACGACGCUGGUGAAUUUGUGGACUUGUACGUCCCACGUAAAUGCUCUGCCAGCAACAGAAUUAUUGGGGCAACUGACCAUGCUUCUAUCCAGAUGAAUGUAGCUGAGCUUGAAAAGACCACUGGUAGAUUCACUGGCCAGUUCAAAACUUAUGCUAUUUGCGGGGCUAUUCGCAGGAUGGGUGAAUCAGAUGACUCCAUCCUCAGACUGGCAAAAAAUGAUGGCGUUGUUUCAAAGAACUUCUAAGAAAUGGCAUAUGUGACAAUUGGAUUCUUAGGGGAAAAAAAAUAAAAAUAAAGAAAUUAAAAAAA
Messenger RNA from Bombina bombina (fire-bellied toad), 425 nucleotides. RefSeq names its product ribosomal protein S21 (gene RPS21). The transcript is spliced from 6 exons. NCBI's taxonomy places the organism in Eukaryota, Metazoa, Chordata, Amphibia, Anura, Bombinatoridae. Gene Ontology annotation, molecular function: structural constituent of ribosome. The record is from RefSeq and is a predicted model, not a curated record. Gene Ontology annotation, cellular component: cytosolic small ribosomal subunit; ribosome. The coding region runs from base 109 to 360 and encodes 83 amino acids. Gene Ontology annotation, biological process: translation; endonucleolytic cleavage in ITS1 to separate SSU-rRNA from 5.8S rRNA and LSU-rRNA from tricistronic rRNA transcript (SSU-rRNA, 5.8S rRNA, LSU-rRNA); endonucleolytic cleavage to generate mature 3'-end of SSU-rRNA from (SSU-rRNA, 5.8S rRNA, LSU-rRNA).